AUGAAACUCAAUAUACAAAACGUUCUGCUCUCUCUUCUCGUCUUCGGAAGCGUCACCACGGCGAAAGAUCCCAAGACGCACCCCGGCUGGAAGAUUCCAGACGAGAACGAAGUCCUCCCCAUUCACGAGCUUCCCGACUGCUACCAAGAGUGCUUCGGAUGGAAUCACAACAAGAUUAUAGGCGUCGGCGACGUUUUCAAAAUGUCUCGCAGGCAGUGGUGCGACGAUGAUUGGGGUACGGUCGGAACAUGGUGGACAUAUCACAUGAACUUCUGCACUGCAGACAGGUGUACUGAUGAGAAGGAUGGGAUCAAGGGAUUCGCGUGGAACUACAAGUUGUGCGGUUUUCUGACGAGAGGCGAAGUUGAUGAAAAAGAUGACUGA
This is a messenger RNA of Colletotrichum phormii, 384 nucleotides long. RefSeq lists its product as uncharacterized. Lineage: Eukaryota; Fungi; Ascomycota; Sordariomycetes; Glomerellales; Glomerellaceae. Bases 1 to 384 code for a protein of 127 amino acids. The record is from RefSeq and is a predicted model, not a curated record. The transcript has a single exon.